This is a messenger RNA of Daucus carota subsp. sativus, 3586 nucleotides long. Its product is annotated as auxilin-related protein 2. Gene Ontology annotation, cellular component: intracellular membrane-bounded organelle; cytoplasm; vesicle. Gene Ontology annotation, biological process: clathrin-dependent endocytosis; clathrin coat disassembly. Gene Ontology annotation, molecular function: clathrin binding. The transcript is spliced from 8 exons. Lineage: Eukaryota; Viridiplantae; Streptophyta; Magnoliopsida; Apiales; Apiaceae. Bases 259 to 3081 code for a protein of 940 amino acids. The record is from RefSeq and is a predicted model, not a curated record.
AUAACAAAAGAGAAUAAAAAUCAAACUCAAAAUAACAAUAAUGGACAAACAAUGAAAAAAUAGAGGAAGAAGACGACGAAGACGAACGAGGGAAGACAUCGUCCGCCGUUUGCAUCCUCUAAUUUAAUUAUACACACCUAUACAUACACAGACAUACAUCUAUAUUCUUAAUUAUACACACACAAAUCAAAUCAAUUGAGUUGAGUUGGGUCAAUUGAGAUCCAUCGAGGUCAGAUCUGAUCUAAUUGAGAUCAAUCAAUGGAUGAUUUCGGUAUCUUUGCUCGCGAUUUAGGUUACAAACCGCAAGGCAAAUCGGCGCCGAUGAAAUCGGCUGGAAUCGGGUCGGAUCGUCCCUCGUCCGCCCCGUUUUCCGAUGAUCAGUUCGGCGAUGUGUUCGGUGGGCCUCCGAAGUACUCGUCGAGCAAUUCGAAUGCCAAGGCUGCUGCUUCUUCGAUGUCGGAUUUCGAUUACGAUUCGAUUUUUAAGGCCUCGAGAAAUGAGGCGAAGAGUAAAUGGGAUUCGGCUCCGUCGUCUGAUCCGGUUUACGAUAAGCCGGUGUAUGAUGACGAUAUAUUUGAUGGAUUGCCUGGUUUGAAGAGUAAGACGGUGUCGUCUAGUAGUAGGUUUGAGGAGAAUGUGUUUGCAGAUAUUGCUAGUUCGCCUCGCAAGGGGAGUAGUGGUCGGGAUCAUUUUGAGGAUCUUUUGGGGAAUUUGACUAAGAAGGAGAAGGUGGAGCCGAAGAAAAAGAGUAUUAGCAGGACUGCCAGUGAUUUUGAUGAUUUGUUGCCUGGAUUCGGGAGCAGUAGUCCGAGUAACAGGCCUAUACCCGAGUCCAAUCAAACUUCGAGACCACCUGCUAAUUCAAAUCAGACAUCCAAGGUGAUAGAUGACCCUUUUGUGGUACUAGAAUCAACUUCAACUCCAGGGGUGUCUUUUAUAAGUGAUCCUCUAGAAGAGAUCAGCAAGCUUAGUAAACCUGGAAAUACAGAGGAAAACAAUUCAUCUGCGAGUGCAGGAGUAUUUAAUGAUUUGGACCCCCUUGGCGAUUUUGUUAAAUCUGUGCCUGCACAUUCAUCUGGAAUUAAAAACUCUGGGAAAGAUGGGAGCCCAGCUAGGGCAAGAUCAAGCAUGAAGAGGACAGACGAAUCUGCUAGUACUGAAGCUUUUGGAAUACCAGCUUUUAAUACUUAUACAGAGAGAAGCUCUCAGAAGAAGGUGCCUGUUGAUGAUUAUCAUGAAUCUCAUCAAACCUUAUUUGAAAUGCCUGCUGGCCCAAUUGGGUCUCAAAAACCAACUGGGCAACGAGCUUCUUCUCCUUCAUAUAGUGUCGAUGUCAGUGAGUCAAAUUCCCAGUCUGAUCAGUCUUAUAGAACGGAAGAACAUUCACAAUCAUCUGAAGAAGUAUGGCUCACUGUAUCCGAAAUUCCUCUCUUUACACAACCCACCAGAGCUCCACCACCUUCAAGACCCCCUCCUCCAAUACCCAGACACACAUCAAAAUCUGAAAAAGCCUUCUCGACUUCAAACAGUAGACAAAAAGGCAAUGAUUUUUCUCCACCAUCUUCUGCUCAGUACCCUCAGAGUCACAAUCCUUUCCGUUCUGCACCAAAGAAUACCAUGGAUUCUUCGAUAGAUGAACUAGAAGAAUUUGCUAUGGCUAGAAAUUACAAUAAUUUCAAUGAAAAUUUUGAAAUCAGUUCCGGGCACAACAGCAGCACAAACUCUGCUGCUGCUGCAUCUGCUGCUGCCAUGAAAGAUGCUGUGGAUCGUGCUGAGGCAAAGUUGAAGAAUGCUAAGGAGAUAAGAGAAAGAGAGAAUGCAAAGGCUGCUAGAAGUAAAGAAUCUGUGCAGCGCGAAAAAGAUGAGCAAGAUGUACUGGACGAGGAAAUCGUAGAAAAUCAGGAGAGAUUGAAUCGCGAGAGGCAACAGAGGGAAGAGGAAGAAAGAGAACAGAGGAGACUAGAGAGAGAAAGAGCCAGGGAGAUCGAAAGAGAAAAGGCUAGACAAGCUGUCGAAAGGGCUACAAGGGAAGCUCGUGAAAGAGCAGCUGCAGAGGCCCGUGAAAGAGCCGCUGCAGAUGCUCGUCUAAAAAGUGAGAGAGCUGCGGUUCAGAGAGCACAAGCUGAAGCACGUAGUAGAGCAGCAGCCGAGGCAAGAGAAAGAGCAGAAAGGGCUGCUGCAGAAGCUAGGGAAAGGGCAAAUGCUGAAGCAAGAGAAAAGGAAGCCAAGGAAAAAGCUGCCAGGGCUGAUGCAGAAGCACGCCGCAGGGCUGAACGAGCUGCUGUGGAUCGGGUUGCUGCUGCAGCUAGAGAAAGAGCAGCUGCAGAAGCACGAGAUAGGCAAGCUGCAGCUGCUGCAGCAGCAGCAGCAGCAAGAACAAGCCAACAAAAGAAUGAUAAUGACCUAGAAUCGUUCUUCAACAUGAGUUCUCGACCAAACAGUGCACCAAGGCCAAGGGCGAGCUCUUCGGACCCUUCGUUGGAUCCACAUUCUCAAAAUAGGGGAGGGGCUGAUGGCACUAGGAGGUCAUCUCAAAGUGGAGUCACGUCAAACAUGAAGAAGGCAUCUUCGACCACUAACAUCGUAGAUGAUCUCAGCUCAAUUUUUGGAGGUCCUCCAUCAAGUGGAGAUUUCCAGGAUGUUGAAGGGGAGACCGAAGAAAGGAGAAAAGCUAGAUUAGAACGCCAUCAACGCACUCAGGAGCGUGCGGCUAAAGCAGUGGCUGAAAAGAAUCAACGUGACCUUCAGCUACAAAGAGAUCAGGAAGAAAGAAGUAGAUUUGCUGAAACAUUAGAUUUUGAGAUCAAGCGUUGGGCAGCUGGGAAAGAGGGAAACUUGCGUGCACUGCUAUCAACAUUGCAAUAUGUGCUUUGGCCUGAAUGCGGGUGGCAGCCUGUUUCAUUGACUGAUCUGAUUACGGGUGCUUCAGUUAAGAAAGUUUAUAGGAAAGCAACCUUGUGCAUACAUCCUGAUAAGGUACAACAAAAGGGUGCAAAUAUUCAACAGAAGUAUAUUGCUGAGAAGGUGUUCGACUUGCUUAAGGAGGCCUGGAACAAGUUCAAUUCAGAGGAGCUUUUUUAAUUUGUUUUGAUGAACUUUGAAGCUGCUUCAUAUAGGAGUACACAAUUUUGCAAGAGAACCACAACAUCUGGUUUUUUAUAUGUCCUGUACAUCCUCUGCUGCUCUACCUUGUGUACUUGCUUCAUAGUCUGAGUUUUGGAAUAGAGCUUGCAGUAAUUUAUGAUGAUGAAAUCAAGUCUGCAAGUGUAGCUGUAAAUUGAUUUGGAUGCGAGCAGACGGAAGAUAUCAUUUUGGGUUGCUGUAAUAGUGUAAUGAGCCCUUGCCACCCAUGAUUAUAUGCAUAUUUUGCCUUUCUCGGUCAUACAGAAACAGUGUGUAUCAGAUGGUUUCGUCUUGUCGGAUGUUUUCUCUUUUAUCUGUGCAAAUUUAUUUCUUUUGUAAUAGUGUUUCGUUAUUCUUGUGGUUUUGUUGAUUUAUGAUAUAUAUCAGGUUAGGGGAUUAUUCACUGUUUCUGGUUUACUUGGAACCAUGUUGUCAUCAUAAAGUAAAUUUUCAUUUUCUUAAA